UAUCUCCUCCAUGAUCUCCAUAAUCUCUUUGACUCCAUAUCUUUCUCAUCAAUUCAACAUUUCUAAUACUCACAUUUCUAAAAAAAGAAAGUCAGCAAUAAAACGAUGCCGUUUUGCGAGGUCGGAAAAUACCAAACCGGCAAUGACUCAAUUAUCAACAAUGGUAUAAAAAUCUUUUACAGAACAUAUGGCGCCGGACCCAUCAAAGUUUUAAUGAUCAUAGGAUUGGCUGCGACCCAUAAUUCAUGGAACCCACAAAUUAAAGGGCUAGUUGGGUCGGAUAAACCAAAUUCCGGCGACGAUGAUUGGAGCUCCGACGAGGCUGGUGAAGAAAAUGAGAAAGGUAUACAAGUGUGUGCAAUUGAUAAUAGAGGAGUGGGUCUUAGCUCAAUUCCAGCUAAAAAAUCAGCUUAUGGCACGAGUAUCAUGGCUAAAGACGCGAUAGCAGUGAUGGACCAUUUGGGUUGGAAGAAAGCUCACGUGUUCGGUCACUCAAUGGGUGGUAUGAUAGCUUCCAAACUGGCUGGUCUUUUCCCAGAUAGACUACUGUCUUUGGCAUUACUUAAUGUAACUGGUGGUGGCUAUGAAAUUCUUCCAAAGCUUGACCGUCGAACCUUAUCCAUUGCAAUUCGUUUUUUGAGGGCAAAAACUCCAGAGCAAAGAGCAGCAGUUGACCUAGACACUCACUACACACAGGAGUAUCUUGAAGAAUAUGUUGGACUUGAAAAAAGAAGAGCAGUACUAUACCGAGAAUAUGUUAAAGGAAUUUCAGCAAGCGGGAUGCAAUCAAACCAUGGGUUUGAUGGUCAGAUAAAUGCCUGUUGGACACACAAACUUUCUCGAACAGAACUAGAAAUGAUCCGUAAUGAAGGUUUUCUGAUUUCAGUUAUUCAUGGCAGAUAUGAUGUAAUAGCUCAAGUAUCUCAUGCAAGGAGGCUUGCAAAGAAAUUAUAUCCACUUGCAAGGAUGGUAGAACUUCAUGGAGGUCAUCUUGUGAGUCACGAAAGGACCAAAGAGGUCAAUGAAGCUCUACUUGAAUUGAUAAAUGCAUCAGAAAGCAAAACAAGUCCACAUGACUGGACAAAUUUACCGGAGAAGAGCACUGGCUUCUGGUCAAUGAGCCUGACGUCCACCAACACAUCUAAGUUAGAAGGAGGAAGCAGUAACGGAUCUACUAUGAUUGGCAUUGCUGAAACUUUUAAACGCAUCAUGUUAUACAUAUAUAGCAUUUUUGUAUUAGCAUUUGGAUACAUGAGAAAAAUUCCAAGGCGUAUAAGGCCGGUUAGGGUGGGCACUGGUUUCACAUGAUUGGUGAUGUUAUAUUUAUAAACAUCAACAGCCUGUCUAAUGGUAAUUUUCUGAACAUAUAUAUCAAGAUGACGGAUGAUAGAUGUAAAGGCUCGCCAGAUUGCAGAAAGCAUGAAAGACAUAACACAAUAACAUAUAGAAACAUCAGAUAUACCGAAGGUUGAUGGUGGGAGUUUGAAUGAGAAUUGAGAUCAAUCUGAAAGCAUAAUUUAUAUUCAUAAAUCAUUUCAUAUACUGUACAAUCAAAGCAAAAUUUAUAGUCAUAUUUAUAAAAUUAUACCUGAUUGUAAAAACAAAAACAUCAUGUUCACGCAUCGAGUUUUUUCUAUA
This is a messenger RNA of Erigeron canadensis, 1638 nucleotides long. Its product is annotated as putative aminoacrylate hydrolase RutD. The transcript is spliced from 11 exons. Lineage: Eukaryota; Viridiplantae; Streptophyta; Magnoliopsida; Asterales; Asteraceae. The record is from RefSeq and is a predicted model, not a curated record. Bases 106 to 1308 code for a protein of 400 amino acids.